GGCAAGGUGCAUUGCAUAGGUUGAUUGUACAAACGCCACCUGUACAGACCUAGGUACGGACGUCGCAUUUUCGAAUUACAGCUGGAAACAGACCUUCAUGAUGACAAUGGACCCGUUGAAAUCGGCGAUGUCCAUCGGGAAUGUGGAUGAGACAUCUCUUGCUUUGCCGUCCGAUAACAAACUUCGGUCCAAACAGCAACGAGUCUUGGAUCAGGUGCAAACCAUCAAGAGGGGCAAGUCGAAGUACAGUAAAAAUGGAUCUCUGUCGUCGCCAACGAGUAAGCAGAGGCCUAAUUAUUAUAAUAAAACAUAGAUAGCCUAAUAAGUUAUUUGUAUGGUAUUUGAAUUGACCUAAAGUCCAAUCUGGUUAUCGUUUCAUAUUUUUUGACACUAACACAUUCGAUUUGCAUUGUUGUGAAUGAUUUAGCUUAUUCAUUGUCAAAUAUGAAAGCAGCAUACAUAAGAUAUCAGCAACUUCACUGUUGUAAAGUCUGUUAAGUAAACAAAGUGUUUAGGCCAACUGAUGUACAUUUAGAAUUAUUUACUAUUGAACCAAACAAAUAGCAACUUAUUGAUGUUGAUUUUAUGGAGCGAUUAAAGCAUCACAUUUGGUAGAGAUGCUCUUUGGGAUGCAUUAAUUGAUAUUAGAAGCACACAACCCAAUAUAUGGCCACCAAUACUGAAUCAGAUUUUGGAAAUGUGAUAGUAGUGUUGACUUUUUUUAGCCAUAUAUAAUACAAAUCUUGUGUAUUUGUAAGUAGCAGUGGAGCAGUCUUAUAUUUCAUAGCCAACCUGCCUGAAGUGGCAGAAAUGGCCAGGAAACACCUGAAAUCAACCUGUAAACCACUCAAAUGUUGUUGAACUACUACCUGAACCACCUCAACAAAUGUCUUAAAGGUAAAAAACCUGUUAUGUUAUCAAGUUAAAAAAUUGACCACACACCCAAGGAGUUACCAUAUGUAGUACAUUUAUUGAGAACAUGGGUUGUUUCCUCUGAAUGUGACCUUAAACUGGAGAUGGUCGUACUAACAUAGGCUUUUACAUUACGCUACAAUUGAUGUAAUAUCACCUUGAUAUGAAACUGUUACCCAGUGGAUUUAAGCCUUCAAUUUGUAAGAGAUACUCUUUGGGAUGUAUUAAUUUAUGUUAGAAUGGGUCCCCAAAAAUUGGGGCAUGGCACCCCGAUUCUUUUUAACAUAAUAAUCCAUUAUGGCCGCCAAUACUGAAUGCGAUUUUGGAACGGUGAUAUUACUGUUAAAUAUUUGUUGCCAUUUAUAAUUAAUCAUAUUGUGUAUUUGUGAGUAGUGGACCAAAGUGCCAGAAAUCUAUCUGUAAACCACUUUUGUUGAACUACUACAUGGAUCACCUUAACAAAUGUCUUUAAAGGGUUAAAAACAUAAUGUUAUCCAGCAAAAAAAAAAAUCACAACACACCCCAGGAGUUGCAUUAUGUAGCUAAUUGAUUGAGAACAUGGGUAAUUUCAAUAUGACUUUAAACCAGAGAUGGUCGUUCUAACAUAGGCUUUUACAUAACCUUGCCAUGUCAAGAAAAGCUAACCACAGUUUUUGUUCACUUAAAAUGUUAGUCUUGUUGGUUACCUAGCUAAAGGAACACAACAGUCAACAUAUACUGACCAAAAAUAUAAACGCAACAUCUAAAGUGUUGGUCCCAUGUUUCAUGAGCUAAAAUAAAAGAUCCCAGAAAUUUUCCAUAUGCACAUUUAAGCUUAUUUUGUCUCAAAGUUUGUGCACCAAUGUGUUUACUUUCCUGUUAGUGAGCAUUUCUCCUUUGCCAAGAUAAUCCAUUCACCUGACUGGUGUGGGAUAUCUAGAAGCUGAUUAAACAGCAUUAUCAUUACACAGGUGCAACUUGUGCUGGGGACAAUAAAAGGCCAGUUUUGUCACACAACACAAUGCCAGUAUGAAAAUGUAUGCACUCACUAACUGUAAGUCGCUCUGGAUAAGAGUGUCUGCUAAAAGACUAAAAUGUAAAAUGUAAUGUCUCAUGUUUUGAGUCAUGCUGACUGCACGGAUGUCCACCAGAGCUGUUGCCAGAGAAUUUAAUGUUAAUUUCUCUACCAUAAGCCGCCUCCAACGUCGUUUUAGAGAAUUUGGCUGUACGUCCAACUGACCUCAACUGCAGACCACGUGUAACCACGCCAGCCCAGGACCUCCACAUCCAGCUUCUUCACCUGUGGGAUCAUCUGAGACCAGCCACCCGGACAGCUGAUGAAACUGUGGGUUUGCACAACAGAAGAAUUUCUGCACAAACUCUCAGAAACCGUCUCAGGGAAGCUCAUCUGUGUGCUCUUCAUCCUCAACAGGGUCUUGACCUGACUGCAGUUCGGCGUCGUAACUGACUUCAGUGGGCAAAUGCUCACCUUUGAUGACCACUGUGACGCUGGAGAAGUGUGAUCUUCAUGGAUGAAUCCCGGUUUCAACUGUAUGGGGUCGUGUGGGCGAGCGGUUUGCUGAUGUCAACAUUGUGAACAGAGUGCCCCAUGGUGGCGGUGAGGUAAUGUUAUGGGCAGGCAUAAGCUACGGACAACGAACACAAUUGCAUUUUAUCGAUGGCAAUUUGAAUGCACAGAGAUACAGUGAUGAGAUCCUGAAGCCCAUUGCCGUGCCAUUACCUCAUGUUUCAGCAUGAUAAUGCACGCCACCAUGUCGCAAGGAUCUGUACACAAUUCCUGGAAGCUGAAAAUGUCCCAGUUCUUCCAUGGCCUGCAUACUCACCACACAUGUCACCCAUUGAGCAUGUUUGGGAUGCUCUGGAUCGACGUGUAAGACAGCGUGUUCCAGUUCCCGCCAAUAUCCAGCAACUUUGCAGAGCCAUUGAAAAGGAGUGGGACAACAUUCCACAGGCCACAAUCAACAGCCUGAAGCGAAGGAGAUGUGUCACGCUGCAUGAUGGUAACACUAGAUACUGACUGGUUUUCUGGUCUACGCCCCUACUUAAAAAAAUAAAAAGUAUCUGUAACCAACAGAUGCAUAUCUGUAUUCCCAGUCAUGUGAAAUCCAUAGAUUAGGCCCUAUUGAAUUCAUUUCAAUUGACUGAUUUCCUUAUAUGAACUGUAACUCAGUAAAAUCUUUGAAAUUGUUGCAUGUUGCGUUUAUAUUUUUGUUCAGUGUAUAAUAUAAAUUCUAGCUAGCUACCCAGCUAACAAAAUGAUGUCCUUAGGGAAAUUGGUAGUGGACCAACAGGGAAUGUUGUGAGGUGCUGGGUAUGCAUAUGCUGGGGAGGCAACUUAUAAUAUAAUAAUAAUAUGCCAUUUAGCAGACGCUUUUAUCCAAAGCGACUUACAGUCAUGCGUGCAUACAUUUUUGUGUAUGGGUGGUCCCGGGGUUCGAACCCACUACCUUGGCGUUACAAGUGCCGUGCUCUACCAGCUGAGCUACAGAGGACAGCAGGCUCAUACUUACUGUAUAGGCAGCACACUUUACCAAAACAGGCACAGUCAUCAAGUUGCUUUGCUUUCAUUGUCAAAACUCCUGAAAGAUGCUUGGCUGUUGGAGUCCACAUGCACUUAUUUUGAUACAUUGAAAGCAAUUAUCAAACCUUCCAGUUCUGGAACAUUGUUCUUGAAUUUUAAAGACUUGUGAUGAUUUUUGACUGUGCGCACAGAACUAGAGAUUUUGGUCUUUCUGUUGAAACAUUAGAGGCCUUGGCACCAUGGUUCUUUGCACUGGACAGAACAAACUACGCAAGGUAGAUUCCUAUCCACAUUCAAGACAUGAAAGCUCUACCGGCUAACAUCAGAGAAGAAUUCUCAGACUUCUGGGUCCUGCCAAAAACACAAAAUAAGUUAUAAUUCAUGCAACUUGACCAAGCCCAUGAGAAAAAUCUAGCUGGUAAAAGGAACAGGGGGAGUCAUUGGACUAACAGAGAACCCCACUGCCUUCUGGAGAUUGAUGGUAGCAGGACCUGAGCAGGCCAGACUACUGGUUGGUUUUCAAUCCCAGAUUUUGAAUGUAGAUUCCCCUUUAACACAAUCUUCAACACAAGCAAAGUUCAUCACACAAAAUACAAGUAGCCAGCUUGUGCCACACCAUCUCAAGCAAGGGGAAUCCAUUCUUAGAUAAAUAUCCAGAGCUUCUGGUUUUGGAUACACACAAUUGUGCAAGCAAAAAUGUCAUUAUCACUGUCUGCACCAUUAAGAAACUAGGCACUUUUCAAUAUCAUAUACACUGAGUGUCCAAACAUUAAGAACACCUGCCAUCACAUAGACUGACUAGGUGAAUCCAGAUGAAAGCUAUGAUCCCUUAUUGAUGUCACUUGUUAAAUCCACUUCAAUCAGUGUAGAUGAAGGGGAGGAGACCGGUGGAAGAAGGAUUUUUAAGCCUUGAGACAACUGAGACAUGGAUUGUGUAUGUGUGCCAUUCAGAGGGUGAAUGGGCAAGACAAAAUAUUUAAGUGUCUUUGAACGGGAUAGGGUAGUAGGUGCCAGGCGCACCGGUUUGUGUCAAGAACUGCAAUGCUGCUGGGUUUUUUAACACAACAAUUUCCCGUCUGUAUCAAGAAUGGUCCACCACCCAAAGGACAUCCAGCCAACUUCACACAACUGUGGGAAGCGUUGGAGUCAAAAUGGGCCAGCAUCCCUGUGGAACACUUUUGACACCUUGUAGAGUCAAUGGCUUGAGGCUGUUCUGAGGGCAAAAGAGGCAGUCACAAAAGAGAAAAAGCUAAUAUCAGUAUAAAAAGUGAUUGCACACUUUUCAGCCAACUUUACAUUGCCAGCAAGUUCCGAAAUAGAAACCUGGACAAGUUUUUCUCUCAUGAGAAUAACCUAUGUCCUCCAGUCCUUUUUUAAAUACCGGAAUGCUUAACCUGGCAACCCCAAAAUCUGAUCUGCUAGGACUGAUCGCUGCAGAUUCCUACCUACCUGUGCCCCUCUUCUUUUGAUGCCAAAAUCAUUGACAGAGUUGUCAUUGUCCAUUCCUUGCCUACCUACCAAGUUUCCACAUUUGGAGAAUAUGGUAGUAGUGUCUUCCUGCCUUGGGUAGAGCACCAGUUGAAAAACUGCAAUAGAAUCGAUAUUAUGUGGGACACACAACAAGAGAGAUUCUAGGAAAAGGCGUCCGAAAGAAUGUUGGGUGACGAUCAAACUUCCAUGUAAAUUAUCUGACUUUCUCAGAAAUCCUACUAACAAACAGGAGCUUUUCAAAAUGUUGACACAGACUGUGUGUGCCAAUGAAUUUGAAGAUGGAAUUGAGAUCUACAGUAUGUGAUAAAACAAGCAAUUAUAGUGUAGAGAAUCAUUGUACCAUCUAAACUGCUGUGAAAUAUAUUGUCCAUAACCCAAAAUAUUGUAUUUUUUGCUGUUUGAAGCUGGUGUAUUAAACCAAAAGUAAAAUACGCAAAAACGAACGGGAAGCAUAGAAAUAGCGCACAUAGAACAUAUCUACCGCUUCUUAGACUUGCGUUCAAUGAGAAUGACAGAUCUCUAACUCACAUUUCUAUGUGAAUUUGGUCGGGGCUCCCAAAAAGUUACAUAUUGCAGCAUUAAUUCAAGUGAGCAUGAACUUACCACUUUUGUUUGGUUAGCGGUGUUUCGGUAGCGGACACACACGAUGGAGUUUGCAAAACAAAUGCCCACUGGAUUGAUGCAAAUAAUCAUGAUCCUGCCAGGUAGGCAUAGGCUACUUUGUAGUAGAUAGAAAGCCUUUCCAUCUACCCGAAGACUACAUGCAUUCCCGUGCCAUUGCCUCUUCAGAAAGUUGCAGGGAAUAUGAAUCACUGAUGCAUUCUGUUCGUGUCUUAUGAUAAACUUGGGCAAAUUGAUAAAUGUUCUAAUACAUUCAAUACAUUUAGUUGAUUUCCAAAUGUGAGACACAUUUGAUAGAAGAACCGAAAGUAACAGAAUUCUAGCACCAAACCGUUUUUCAUGUUGUAGUGUCGAAAAAGUACAGAAGUUUCGGGGUACUGUGCAACACUAGGGGCUGCAAAAGUGAGCCCCUCUGUUCUCCGAAAUGUCGAUGCCAGGAUGCUGGAUUAUCAUGUACUGCAUUAUACCAUUGUGCUGGCACAUGUGAACCAGCGCCGUAAGAAUUUUAUUUAUUUAUUUUUAUGAAACUGUCAUUACCGUCUACAUCAGAGGCCAUUUUUAAUUCCGCCUCUUCAUUAAAUUUGCAGUGAGCACCCCUUCUAGGAUGUUUUCAUAGCAUCUGAGAAAUGUUUGUACCAAUGUCAUGCUUUGAUCCACCACGUAAAGUCUUUUUUUCAUUAAGGCCCUGGACUAUGCUCCUAGGGACAUUUGCACAUCAUGGAAGGCCAUGUCCACACCCAUAGAAUGAUGUCCACACCACUCAGGCCUGUUCUACAUUUUCAAAAGGAAAUGGAGAAUUGGCUAUAGUUCAUGUUCUCCAUAACUAACUGUUUGCGUAGCCUACAUUGUAAAUCUUACUCACUUGUAUGUAUUAUAACAAGUAGCCUACAUUGGAAAAAUUCAUGAUUUUUGCUGGCUGAGAAACGCUGCCUGUCUGUCUCGUUCCGACACCCGACAUGCUCAUUACUAUGGGACAGCUGUUAUGAAUAUUGUUGAAUAUUGAAAUAAUGUUCCAAAUGUCGGAGAGACAGACAGCAAGGUUUUCUAGUGACAUUUAUUUGGAUACAUCCGUAACAAUGAGCUAAUGAGGCGCGAUUUUGCCUGUCAUAUAAAAUGUGCUCACUCGUCAGGACACUGUUGUUCGGAGGAGCUAGCUGCACUUUGUUUCGUUUGACCUUUUUUCAAUUGCCAAUUCUUUGUAUAUAUCCAUGAUUUUGACUGGCUGAGAAAAGCUGCCUGCCUGUCUGUCUCAUCCUGAAACCCAACAUGUUCAUUACUAUGGGACAGCUGGAGAUCAAAUUUGAAUAUUGAAACAAUGUUGCAAAUGUUGGAGAGACAGACAGAAAGGUUUAUACAAAUCUCCGCUGUUGAAAACUAAAUGUUAGUCUAAAAGAAAUGUGAGCUAAUGUCUAGAUGCUUUUUAUAAUGGAGAUCAAGUUUAAGUGCCUGGCUGGGCUGAUGAGACAGUGGAUUGCGCGGUCAGAUGGAACAGAGUAAAUAGGCAUUUUAACGUCAUAGAUUUAGCCGGUGGUAACUUGUGGAAUAGACACCGGCUGGAAUGCGGUUUUAACCAAUCAGCAUUCAGGAUUAGACCGACCCAUUGUAUAAACAAAUAUUGUACAUAAAACAUAAAACAUGUCGUUAUAUGCAUAUAAAAUAUUGUUGAAACAAUUGAUUUUCAGAAACUCUUAAAAUGAAUGAUCAAGGAAAACAAAACCUGUAUGUGAAUAUUCUGUGUAAUUAUAUUUGAUAAAUAUUUUUUCAAUAUGGGGAAAAUACGACCUUUCCCAGAUUGCAUUGUUUAACCCUCAAAUUGACCAUGAGGCCUUCGAAAGAAGCCUAACAAACGAAAUGGUUGGUGGAAACAUAAUUGGGUAUUUAAGCUUAAAAUAGUUUAUGAAGAAAGUGAUAUAUUAUUUGGUAUCUGGAAGUGUGACUUGUCAGAUUCAAUCAAACUCUCAUGUUGUCACGCCCUGGCUCUGGGGACUAUUAUAUGUUGAGCCAGGGUGUGUAGGUUUCAUUGUUUAGUUUUCUAGGUUUGUGUUCUAGUUUGUGUAUAUCUAUGUUGGCCAGGGUGGUUCCCAAUCAGAGGCAGCUCUAGCUUGUUGUCUCUGAUUGGGGCCCAUACUUAGGCAGCCUGUUUGGCACUGUUAUUUUGUGGGAUCUUGUUCCGGAAAGUUUGUGUUCAACCCAGGACUUCACGUAUCGUUUGUUUUGUUGUUUUGGUUCGUGUUGUGUACUGCAAUAAAAGAAUGUACGCAUAUCACGCUGCGCCUUGGUCCGCUUCAUCGUGCAACGAUCGUGACACAUGUUCUAUGACUAAGUGGAAUUUAUUUGAAUUGCACUGAAUUAAAUUAUACUUCCUGUCACUCAAAUUCAAGUUCUACCUCCUUUGGGGUGCGGCCAAUUUAAAUUUGAAUUUCAGCUCAUGAGUUGAAUGGGAGUCAAUUCCAAAGUCCUGAAUUGAGCCUAACCCUGAUCCAGAGCGACUUACAAUACAUAUUUCACUAGAAUGCCUUUUUAUUAUCUGAAAGCAUAAGACACUGUGGAUGGCAUGCCAAUGAUGUUAACAGUACAAUACCAAUCAUUUGGUUUUGUCAAAACAGCAAAUAGGUAUAGUACUUGGUUGGCAGGCUCAUAUGGAACAUGUUCGAAAAUGCAUUUUGUCCCACCAAAGCAAAACACAUUUGAUGUUUGACAGUUGGCAAAACAUAUAAUUACUGCAUCUCUCAUCACACUGCAUCUUGUAUUCUGAUUAAAGAUUUCAAAUGUAUUAGUCAAUCACAUCAAAGCAAUGAAUAGUGUACCUUUUCUCACACUCAAUAUUUUACAGUGAUAACUAAUAUUAACAUAUUUUAAGAGCCAUUUACAAUCUCUUGUUUUUCUCCGUAGGUCCUGUGUACUUCAACAUAUUCACUGACUCCUUUAAGUCACCUACCACUCUCAAUGGAAGUGCCUUCUUUAAUGGUACCAAUGGACUCUCAAAAACAAAUGGCCUCUCAAAAACGGUAUGAAGCUUUUCAUAUUUCACAUCACAUAGCCUUUUCUUUUACAUACAAAGAUAGAAAACAUUUCCCCAUGUUUUUGAUAACUAUGCUUGGUUUAUCAGUUGUAUUUAUCAGUAUAUAAUUUAAGGACAAAUUAUGGUUCAGUGGUGAUAAAAAGAAAACAUUCCCUAAAAUCCCAUUUACAGGUUUAGGAGUGGUGGAUAUUAAUUUAAAAGCAGUGCCAUGGUCAUCAUGGGGUAGUAUGUCUGAGACUAAUCUCGGAACCCAGAACCAUAUCUCACAUGGCCAGCUACUCAAUGUAUGUGAACAGUCUGUCAUGAGAGUCUGAGUCAGGUGUAACCAGGUGCUGGAGAUGACUGACUAACCUCAGGAAUGGGUGUGAAUGUGAGAUACUGCUCAGAAGUCUGGGGAGUGUUGUUCUGUUCAAGCAGCUUUCUCUCCAGCACAAGUGAGAAAAUGAGGCAUAUUCCCAUAAUGGCACCUGACUCAUUGUUGAAACAGACAUCUUUGUCUCAAUCAUGUGCUUUCACUUAUCCACCUCACACAUGUGAGGCAUGAUGAGUCCUCCAAACUAUGCCAAGUUUCCACCUCAACCGAGCUCCUUAUUCUUGUUUAUGAACAAAGAGAGAAAGAAAUCCAGAUUGACACUGAACAUAUUAUGUAGAUUAUACUGUAAAUUAUUGUCACCCAUGACCCUUACUAUUACUUAAUACUAUUACUAAUUACUAUUGUCUGUAAAACAUUUCUGACACAUUAUUUACAAAGGAUAUCUCAUACAACUCAGUCACUCACAGUCGGUGAGAAAAACAAGCAUUCACAAAAUGUUCUGUUUGGAUGCAAGUGUGUCCCGGCCUGUCGCAACUGUUUAUGAAAUAUAAAUCUUAUUCUGGAGAGGUGCACACUACAAAUCAUAUAUUAAUAGUUAUCUUUUCCCACUGCCAUCUGCCAAUCAGACAAGUCUAGAAUAGUUAUCAAUAACAAUAGAGUGAUUAAAUGCAGUACACAGUAUUUAUCUUCACCCAAAGUGAAGGUCUAUACCUUUGUGUAUAUUAUGAUUUUGGAAUGAAGUUGGUGCCAGCUGAUUGAAAGUGUUGCAAUAUUCAUGCUUUGUGUCUGCUAGCAUUUACUCAAUUCCUUCGUCCUGCAGCUCAGCUACGAGAAAGGCACUAAGCGAAGGGUCCUGACCUCCAAGGAAUCUACGGUCCAGAGGAACAUGAGUAGCUCCAGCCAGUGGGAGAGACAAUUCCCUCUCAGCCCCACCAUAGGCAAGCGCAACAGCAGCCGCAGUGUGCCUGACCUGGCCCCCUUCCCCACCACCACCCUGCAGCAGCAGCAACUGCAGUCCUCACCCCGUGCCCAGCAGCUCCAGCCCAACAGGUCCAGCUUCUUCCCGACCGAGAGGAGGAGCAGUCAGUUAACCUCCAACGGCUCCUCUCAGGUCGCUGUCAAAGGCAAUGGGGUGCAGAAAAGGAACAGCCAGUUGAUUGGCACGCGUCAGACGAAAAGUAGCGGCCAAAUUACCAGCAGCCAAGCUCGUAUUGAGAGGGUGCCCUCAAACCUCUCUGUGGCCGAGUCCAAGAUAUUGGGGAUCAAGAGCAAGAGUGAAGCGGGGUGAGUGUAAAUGCUGCUUUGGGGUUUGAUGAGUUGCAUUUCAAAUGUUUGUGAACAGCUGUUGAUAUGUGUAUGUGGUUUUUCCCAACAGGAUGAAUGGUAAUGGUCAGAUAGCUGAUAUAACCAUGAAGGAGGCGGUGGAGUGCCUGUCCAGUGGUGAUGAGAACUACCAGCUCUGUGGAGCCUCCUUCAUCCAACACGCUACCUACUCAGAGGACAAGGCCAAGCAGGAGGUGAGGACACGCAUCUGGGUCUCUGGAACCAGGAUUAAACAACUGUCCUGUCCUGAAGGACACUGUCCUGAAUUAGGAUAUCUAACAGCUUUACGUGUCUCUCAGGUGUUGCGGCUAAAAGGGAUCCCCCCUUUGGUGAACCUGCUUAGGAGUCCCAGUCCCCAGGUCCAACAGACUGCCUCGGCCGCCCUGCGGAACCUGGCCUUUAAAGAUGCAGACAACAAGGAGGAGGUCCAGCGCUGUGGGGGCAUCACUGAGGCCCUGGCCCUGCUCCGAGACACAGACUCUACCGAGACACAGAAACAACUCACAGGUAGAGAACACUAUUCUAUUUCUGUACACAACACUUCUCCGUCUAGUGACAUCACAGACUGCUGACGCUUUGCAGACAUGUGCCCCAGUGUGAAUGCAAGCGGGUAUGAAAGGGAAACACGCUUGUGUUGCUUUCUGUUGCCAAAACAUGCAUAUUUACAUUAAAUGUAUUCAUGCCGUAGAGCACAGGAAAACACUCACUAAACACGCUCACCUUAAUCCUGAUCAGAUCCUGCUGUCAGUCACACAGAUGUUCUCUUGUGCUGCAUUGUGCCAGGGGACAUUGAUAGGUGAGACGUUUCACAAUAGGCUGUGUUCUAGAGGCUCUCACUAUUGUUGACUAGCAACAGUACAUAGCUACAGGAUCUUUGCUAUAUAGUGACAAUGACAGAGCGGUACUGGAGUUAAGUGGAAAUUAAACACAAAUUUUGUGCCAACCGUUGUUGUGGAGACUCAAAGGGUGCGCAGGCUUUUGUUCUGUUUCUUAGUUAUGCUUCGGGAAGUACACGCCGUGCCCAUGUCAUGAGAGUUUGAUCAAUGUGCACUGUGUUGGCUAUCUAGUAUUGCUUGUGUUGAAUUAUUGUUUGUUUGUGUUGAGCUUGCUAAGAUCGAUGGUAAUAAUGUCACAUGAGUAGCAGGUACCAUCUAUUUGAACAACUGCUGCUUCUACUACCACUGAACUACUGCAACUUUGUCCUUUCGCUUCAGGUCUCCUUUGGAACCUGUCGUCUGCAGACAGUCUGAAGCCAGAGCUGGUGCGUAGUGCUCUGCCUGUCCUGACUGAGACUGUGGUAGUACCAUACACAGGAGAUGAGACAAACAACAACCAGGACCCAGAGGUCUUCUACCAUGCUACAGCAUGUCUACGGUGAGACACAACAAUCAAUACUGUAGACAAGGAGUGCACAUUGCACAGAUGUAUACUGGCAGUUAGCCAGGAGGUUAGAGAGACAGACAAUUAACUGAGAAUGUGCAGGGCUAAUGAUGACAGAUGCCAGGUACCAUCUACGCUUGUUUUGGCAUUGAGCGAAGCACUUAACUAAAUUUGCUCCAGAGGCACUGCACUGACUGAACCUGUAGCUUACUCUCUAUACUACUCCUAGCCUCUUAAGUUGUGUCUGUGCCAUCUCAGAGGAUUGGGUGAAUAGCAGAAUACAAAUUCUAACUGUCACUAAUGGAUGGAAGUACUGUUUUUUUCAAUUCUGUAUUGUUCUCCACUGUGAGACUACACAAUUCUGGCCUGACCUGCCUUUACCUGAUAUAUGACAAGAACAGUUUAACUUCAUUUUCCCCGACUGUCCCAACAGAAACCUGAGCUGUGCAAAGCAAGUCAACAGGCAGGCCAUGCGUAACUGUCGAGGCCUCGUCGACUCACUGGUCAGUUACGUCCAGGGUUGUGUGGCUGCAGAGAGGCCAGAUGACAAGGUGAGCAUGCAACAUUUAAUUACUUCAACUAAAGUUGAAAUAAGUAAUGUUGAAUUCAUGGAAUGUAAUUAUUCAGCAAAAAUAGAAAGUAUAGUUCUAACUGCAUGUGAACAUUUCAUGGAAUACAUUUUCUCCAUUGGUUAAAUAUUUUUUGGUACCUACUUUUUAACUUGGAGUUGGAUGGAUCAUACUAUGAACAUGUGUGUGCUACAAUACAGAUACAGUACAUGCUAAACUAACCAAGCCUUUAAUACUCUGCCUCUGUCUGUGUCAGUCUGUGGAAAAUUGUGUGUGUGUCCUGCACAACCUGAGCUUCCAGCUGGAGAGUGAGGCCCCGGCCCUGUUCAGCAGGAUCACUGCCUUGGCCAGGACCCCCAGCAGGGCCAACGCCCCCAGUGAGACCGGCCCCAUUGGGUGCUUCAGCCCACAGAGCAGCAAGGUCCAGGAGCAGGAGGUGAGACCGGCAUAUAGGUCAAAUAAAAUCCAGGGAGAACGGAGAAAGACGGAUACACAAUAACAACAUAUAGUAUUGAAUGAACUAUGCACUUUUUAUCAUUACACACAGCAAUUACAUGUACAUCAACUUCCAUCAUAUAUUUUCGAAAAAGUCCCCACCUACAUAAUCUGAUGAUUGAUAAUAACUUGGUCCUCCUCUUUUUACUCCUGUAGAGUCACUUUGACUACCCUGUGAUGGAGGAGCAGCACCCUACAGGAGCAGGCUGGCUCUUCCACUCCAAGACCAUGCAGAGUUACCUGUCUCUGCUGGGGUCCAGCCAGAGAGAAGACACCCUGGAGGCCUGCUCUGGAGCCCUACAGAACCUCACUGCUUACCACGGCAUUGUAUGAACAACAAUCGUCAUUUGGAUUAUUUCAUUAUUUAUUCACACAAAAAGUCUUUUAAAUGCACCAAAUGUAUAGAGAAAAACAUGCACCAAAUGUGUGUAGAAAAACAACAUUCAAAUCAUGGUCCCACUUCAAACAAAAACUUAAUAUGCUUUAUAAACCCUUCAUAGACCCUUUAUAAUGCCUUCAUCUCUGUGUCCACAGGUAUCUAGUGUGAUGAGCCAGAGCAUCGUGCAGAAGCUGAACGGCCUGCCUCACAUCUCUCCCCUGCUGCAAUCCUCCAACCCCAGCCUCCAGAAAACUGCUGUGUCUCUGGUAGGAAACCUGGCCAAGAACCAACGCCUUCAGAGCACCAUGGGUGAGCAUGGACACCAAUCAUAGCCCUGUUCUUUGUAGAAUAGAUAGAUCCUAUUGGUUGGAGGCAACCUUGUUUCAAUGAUUGUGUAGUUUGCAUUGAGAGCAACAUCCCGCAGGGUCAGUUUAGCUAAGAACAUUUUCUCCUGGUAUUUUAAGGCAGCCCCCCCCCCCCCCCCCCCCCCCCCCCCCCCCUCUCUGAUUCUAAGGGGUUGGGUACUUGGGUUAAAUGCGGAAGACACAUUUAGGUUGGAUACAUUAAGUUGUGCAACUGACUAGGUAUUCCCCUUUCCAUUUACUUUCCCCUUCCCUUCAGAGAGGAUUAAACAAGAAAACAUUUACAUUUAAUUUACACCUGACCUUUAGUUGUUUUAGCUUUUAACAUUUUGUUGUUGAAUUAGCAACACUUCAUAGAGUGCGUUUGCUGGAGGUGAAUGACCUAAUGGGAUGUGUCUUGUCUGAAGCCCGACAGACCUUGCCAGAGCUAGUUGGCAUCCUCAGCUCAUGGACCAAGGAAGAGACGCAGUGUGAUGACACCCUGGCCAUGGCAUGCCAAACCAGCCACAGUCUGCUGGUGAAGGAGCCUGAGCUGGGGAAACCCCUGCUGACCAACAACCUGGUCAACUCACUUAACGACCUGAGCAAGAAGAGGUAAGGCCUGGUCGUUAUUUUGUAUUACAAAAAAAUUAAAUGUGGGAGGUAGUUAGUCCUGCGGCUAAGGGGUUUGACCUGUGGCUGAAAAGUGUCCGGUUCGUAUCCAUCCCUACGCUAUGGAGUUUUAAGAUAAACCUUUUAGAAAUGGUUUAUGGGCAAAAUGCUUUAAAACUGCACAUGCUAAAAGAAAGUAUAACUGUAUCAAUUAACGUUGGUCAUCUAUUUUAUUCCUUUUACUGUUUCCUCCAUAUUGAUGAGAUGUAUUUGAGAUGUAUUUUGUUUUCGUGUUAUAUUGUGUAUAUAUAUUUCUUCAUGUAUUUUCAAGAGGACCACAAUGGAAAUACAUGUUUAAACUUUUUGUGUCAUCCUCAAUGAUUUUAAUGUCAUUGUACUGAAUCCACAUGUGUGGUUGUAUUGUUUUAAAAAAAAAAGAUCCCCUCCCAUUCCCCUACCGUUAGGCCCUUGAGCAAGGCCCUUAACCCUACAACAUGCUCUCCAUCCAGGGGCACUGCACUGCAGCUUGACCCUGUGCUCAUCUCAACUGUAUGUGUGAUGUGUGCUGUCUGGGGCGGGGGUUGAGAACGGAGCAGAAGACAAAUUUCCGUUGUUCCCUGUAACUAGUAGACAAGAAAUUAGAGCAGUUUGUAAUAUACAAUACUAUGUCAAGAAAAAAGGAAAACAAUCUAACAGUGGUGGGCUGCCCCUUUGGGGACUUUCUAAAGAACCCAGAUAACAGAGCUUUGAGUUUGAGCGUAACAGAAAGCAUACCCCAGUCUUACAGGGAUUGUUCUUUCUCUUGAUAGGGAUUUCCCAAAGGCCAGCAAAGCUGCAGGUGUGCUCCUCUACAGCCUCUGGUCAGAGAAGGAUGUACAGAGUUUCCUAAAAAAGGUAAGAAUUUUGGGCCGAUAUUUCAAACAAAUUCUGUUAUUGUAAGAUGCAAUGUGAUAUCCCUGUUGCAGAUAUUUACCUAUUUUGUCGACUAUGCUUUUACCUACCAGUUUACUCCUCAAUACCAAACGAUAGCGAAGACAACAUGUGAUUGGGUGGGUUUUAAAAUAGAGGCAAUAGAAAGGACAAUCUGAAUAGGCAGGCUUAGUUAACUUUUUUUUUUGAAUAGGCAGGCUUAGUCAGGUCAAAGACGGUAAUCUGUAUGAUGACUCAUCACCCCUUCCCCGAAGGUGGUUGAUAUUACUGGUUAUGUUUUGUUGUUGUGAAAAUGCAGAGUAGAGAUCCACAGUAUUUGUCUGUACUCGACUGGGUGGGGUGUGUCGAGGGUGUGUUGAGGUAAUUUAUUUCCUCAGUUCUGUGAACCUAAUGCCCAGUCAGGUAAUUUUCCAAAACAGUGGAGAUCGGAUGGAAGGAUUACGUUCUGUUUGGUGGGAGAAUACAGUAUUCUGUACACCUGAAAAAGAUGAUAUACACAGGAACCGUAGAGGUGCUGAAAUGGUACAGCCAAGGAAUCUAGGGAAACAGGUUCGACAGUGCUAGGCUCUGCAGACCUUUUCAUCUUUAACUAAUACUGACUAUAGUGCCUAGAUCUCUUCCGUCAGUUACUUGACAUUUCAGCUUCACUUGGCCAACACUUGGUGAGAAACCUGCUGUGAGCUAGUACCUGUAACUAUGCCAUAACUUAUUUUUUUGUCAAGGAAAAAAAGUCAGCAUCAAUGGGGAAAUCUAAUGUCUAUUUAAUAAUUUGUCCUACAGCAAGGGAUGAAUAAGGGUUCCUUUGUGAACGACAUCACCAGCGCGGCUCACAGGUCUGUGCAGGUCGUUGAGUAACAGGACCGCUGGCAUGGACCUCCGGAUGUACUAAUGAACUAGUGGACCUAUACACCUACUACGGUACAUAUCAGAUUGGGUCCAGUUAAUCUGAUUGCAACAUUUUUACUUUAGAUUUUAAAACAAUGCAUAGCUAGUCAGAUUGCCUAUCCAUUAUGUUUAGUUUUGUCAUUUAUCUUACAUCAGUAUAAAGGUUUAAUCAUGUACCUAUAUUUCUGUUAUUUUCUGGGCUCUUUUGUGUUUACU
This is a messenger RNA of Coregonus sp. 'balchen', 16010 nucleotides long. NCBI's taxonomy places the organism in Eukaryota, Metazoa, Chordata, Actinopteri, Salmoniformes, Salmonidae. The record is from the annotation of a GenBank genome assembly.